CCGAGAUGGCACAGGCUUACAAGAUAAUAUUUUUCUGUGUUUUUGUAACAUCACUUUGUGUUGUCUUUGCUGAAGAGAAGCGAACUGUGUCAGAAACAAUCUUCGCAAAGAACUUUUUGAGACGAUAUCACUACCUCUCACCACUGAAAUCUGGAAAUCAUGACUGGAAAACCGCCUUACAACUGUACCAGGACCUUAUGCAGCUACCAGUGACUGGUAAACUAGACGAUGCAACCUUAAAAGAGAUGCGGAAACCAAGAUGUGGAUUUCCUGACGUGGAAGAAGACUACGAAGGCACAGGGAUAACAAAGCGAUUCGGAAUAUCAGCCCAGCCAUGGAGCUCGUCAUCUCUGACUUAUGGAUUUGUUAACUACUGCCAAGACUUGACGCAGUCCGUUUGUGAAAACAUCAUCAGCAAAGCUUUUAAAGUUUGGUCAGACAGCUCUGUACUCACUUUCACUAAAGUCUCUGAUAUAUCUAAAGCAACCAUCAAAAUCGCUUUUGUUCGUGGCUCCCAUGGCAACUGUCCAUACUCUUUCGAUGGUAAAAAUGGCGUGUUGGCGCAUGCGCAGUACCCUACUGGUGGUGAAAUUCAUUUUGAUGAAGACGAAGUGUUCACUGAUAAUAUCGAUGAUCCUUUGAAGCGUUCAUAUGACUUGUUUUCAGUGGCUGUCCAUGAAGUCGGCCAUGUUGUAGGUGUUGCUCAUUCUGUUAACAAAAGUUCCAUUAUGCAUCCCGAGUAUGAAUUCAAGAGUAAAAACAUACAGCUUCAUCAAGAUGAUAAAAACGCCGUAGACUUCUUGUAUGCUGGAGGAACCGCUAAGCCCUUUGCAACUCAGCCCUCACACUGUGCAGAUAACAGUCCAUCGUGUGCACAAUUCAAGUUCAUGUGUGAUUUAGUGUCGGGAAACAUGAAGAAAAACUGUCCCUAUACAUGUGGUCAUUGUUCAGCUCUAAACUCAAACUGUGUCGACAUAAUUCACAUACCUAAAUGGUGCCAAGCUUAUAAAAAUAUGGGAUUUUGUGGUCUUCCUUCGAUAAAAGCUAAUUGCAUGAAAACGUGCGACGUCUGCUAAUGAACAUGAACUAGAAAAAACCUGAACAGGACUGGAAAAAGACACUAAAUAGAAUAACAUAUUGUAAAAAUAGAUAUAACCUGAUGACGAUUAAAAGAUUAUGCAAGACA
Messenger RNA from Exaiptasia diaphana, 1186 nucleotides. RefSeq names its product collagenase 3. The coding region runs from base 6 to 1076 and encodes 356 amino acids. The record is from RefSeq and is a predicted model, not a curated record. Gene Ontology annotation, biological process: collagen catabolic process; proteolysis; extracellular matrix organization. The transcript has 9 exons. Gene Ontology annotation, cellular component: extracellular matrix. NCBI's taxonomy places the organism in Eukaryota, Metazoa, Cnidaria, Anthozoa, Actiniaria, Aiptasiidae. Gene Ontology annotation, molecular function: metalloendopeptidase activity; zinc ion binding.